Molecule: messenger RNA, 660 nt
Organism: Vollenhovia emeryi
Lineage: Eukaryota; Metazoa; Arthropoda; Insecta; Hymenoptera; Formicidae
Product: cytochrome P450 4C1-like
Exons: 6
Coding region: 32-538 (168 amino acids)
Molecular function (GO): heme binding; oxidoreductase activity, acting on paired donors, with incorporation or reduction of molecular oxygen; monooxygenase activity
Source: RefSeq, a predicted model, not a curated record
UAAUUUUGCAUACGUGUUUGCAGAAACUGCCAUGGGUACUUCUUUACAAAGCCUAGGUGCGUUUCAGCAGCAAUAUCGAGAAGCGGUACAUAAGAUGGGUGAACUUUUUAUUUAUAGAUUACUGAGACAGUGGUUGCACAACAAAUGGAUAUUCUUGUUAACGCAAAAAGGUAGAGAACAGAGGAGGAUUCUGAAAACAUUACAUGGAUUUACUGAACGAAUUAUUGCUGAAAGGAAACUUUAUCAUGAUUGCACUAAUGGUCAAUACUUGAAAAACUUAGAUAACAACACAUCAACAAAGAGUGCUGACACAGAACGGAUAGGAAUACGAAAGAAGCGGCUUGCAAUGUUGGAUCUUCUAAUAGCGGCAUCCUGCGAAGGUCUUCUAACGGAGUUAGACAUCAGAGAGGAAGUCGAUACGUUUAUGUUUGAGGGUCAUGAUACUACAGCGAUGGCUCUGUGUUAUAUUUUGAUGCUAUUAGCUGAGCACAAAUACGCACAGGUAUGUACAAGAGCAUCGCACGGGACUAGACUAUAGCACAAAAUUGUAUCCAGAUUGUAUCCAGAAAAGGCGCAUACGAACUGGCAUACAUUAUUUACCGUAAAGGAAGUGGUCUAUGAAAAAGAAUUGUUUUAAUAAAAGUAAUUAAUGUAUAAUAA